AUGGACGCAAAGAGUAAAAGAUUCAAGCUGAUGCAGGAAGAGGCUCGCAAGGACAUCGAACGAGCUUUCGGCGUGCUUCAAGCUCGUUGGGCAAUCAUCAAAGGACUACCGCGUCUUUGGAAGAAUAAGGAGUUGAGCGACAUCAUGUUCACGUGCAUCGUUUUGUACAAUAUGAUCAUCCAAGACGAAGACGAACACACAACAGAAUGGGAAGAAGAGGUCACCGACGAAGCUUCGAGUAGCUCAGCUGCAGCUCAUCCUCGCACCGGUGCUCCGUCGGAAUUUCGCGCAUAUGUGGCACGACAAGCUUAUGCGAGACCAGGAGAUGCAUGCCCGCCUGACUUCAGAUUUGAAGGAGCACAUUUGGUUUCAUUUUGGUCCGAUUAA
Salvia miltiorrhiza (redroot sage) is the source of this 387-nucleotide messenger RNA. RefSeq lists its product as uncharacterized. The transcript has a single exon. The coding region runs from base 1 to 387 and encodes 128 amino acids. The record is from RefSeq and is a predicted model, not a curated record. NCBI's taxonomy places the organism in Eukaryota, Viridiplantae, Streptophyta, Magnoliopsida, Lamiales, Lamiaceae.